Scophthalmus maximus (turbot) is the source of this 2171-nucleotide messenger RNA. It is a transcript of the gene vgll2b, whose product is annotated as vestigial-like family member 2b. The coding region runs from base 151 to 1074 and encodes 307 amino acids. Gene Ontology annotation, cellular component: nucleus. The record is from RefSeq and is a predicted model, not a curated record. Gene Ontology annotation, biological process: regulation of transcription by RNA polymerase II. The transcript has 4 exons. Lineage: Eukaryota; Metazoa; Chordata; Actinopteri; Pleuronectiformes; Scophthalmidae.
UGCUGCCGCAGCUGCUGCUGUGGCGAGUCUGGCACGGGCUUCCACACUGAGCCAAGAAACGAAACAAAAAAACGGAAUAACGGAAUGUUCCCGCGUUCUCCCUCAGAGAGGUCGGUUUCCACAGAACACUGAAGACGCCGCUCAUUUACCAUGAGCUGCUUGGAUGUUAUGUACCCAGCCUAUGGACAUUACGCACCGUACGCACCGACUGCUCCUGCUUUUAUCAACAGAUUACAGACUCCCGCAGGUCUGACCAGCACUCCUCCUCACUGCCGGGAUUUUAUGGACACUCCCAGGGGUCCCGAGGGGAUGUCUGGGGGCCCAGGCAACAGGGGAUCAACUUCCUCCUCAUCUUCGUCCAGCUCUUCCUCUUCCUCCUAUACGCCGGCGACUUCGAGGCCAGAGGAGGUGACCAAGGAGAAGCAGGAGGCCCCCGAGGCAGAGUACCUGACUUCUCGCUGUGUCCUCUUCACCUACUACCAGGGAGACAUCAGCAGUGUGGUGGAUGAACACUUCUCCAGGGCCCUUAGCUCCUACAUGGAUGGAGAGGGCAAACGGAGGGGGCCAGACCAGCAGGCCACAGAUACCCCUUCACCUAGCAGCCGACGAAGCUUCCCCCCAUCCUUCUGGGACAGUAACUACACCUCGCCUCAAAGCCGCUCCCACUGUGAGACGGGGGCACCCACCUAUUCCAUGGACCCAUACGCAUCAGGGCUACACCCGGGCCUGCCUCAUCCGCACGCUCAUCCUCACCCACACGCUCAUCCUCACUCCCAUCCCCACCCUCCAGAGAGCUGGGCAUACCCCCAAGCCCAGGCCUACGGGCCACCGAGGCCUCUCCACGAACUUUAUUCACCCUCAGCUCUGGAGCCUCACUACGGACCCCUGCUGAUGCCCACGGUGAGGCCACCUCAUCUCUCUGCCUUGCCAGGUCACUAUGAAGUGAGCAAGCUGGAACCCACCGCCUCCUGGCCCGGCCUGCUUCCCCCAGGAGACGUCAGCCAGACGCUGGCACUCAACAUGGAUGCAGGCCUCCAGCAGCACAAGAAAGGCAAGGAGCUGUACUGGUUCUAACGAGCCCUUCAGUCACAUUGACCAGCCAUUACCAGAUCCAAUUAGUCCCUGGACCUGGUCCGCUAUUGAAGCAGCGUGUCCCUUUAUCCCCCCCCCCACACACACUCUCACACACACACACACACACACACACACACACUGCAUCCCCAUCCAUCCACCCCCUUUUUUCUCUGCUCCUGGCCUCCCCUGCCAGUAUACAGCCUUGCUCCAGGUCGACGUGUGUGCACCAUGGAGAUAAAGCAGAGAGAGGGAGAGGGAGAAAGAGGUAGAGAGACUGAGGGUGUCGCUGUCCAUAAUCUGUGCCGUUGCUUUCUCUCCUCCGCUCCCUCUCCUGCCGCCGCAGCACAGACCUUGGCAAGGUGUGAGCCACAGUGACCUGUUUGGACUGAGAAAGACAGGAUCACAACAGACUUUUGCAGAGGACAGGGGGAAAUGGGGAUGAAUGGAGGAACAGGGGGAUAAAUAGCAGGAAGCAGGGAUUCCCUCCAACGUCCCUGGUUAUCUCCGUCUCAUGCUCUUUGUUGGUACGGUGGCUGUCAUCAUCCACUUAUCUCGCAUUUGACAAAUGCAACAUGCAGCGAUAAACAGGAGCAGCAUUUCAUGGCAGUUUUUACUUUGUGACUGUCAUCAUGAUGCCUUUUUGGGGGUUAUUAUUAUAUUUUUGCUUUUGAAAUAAAGUAGUUCUAUUUAUUGGUGUUCAUGUGCAUUUCUAAAGUGUUUGUUUUGGCCAGUGAUCGGAAAUUACUGUGGUUCAGUUUAAUGUGUGUUCCUGAAGACAGAGGUGAUGGUGGUGACCGUACCCUGUGUCUUUGAUGGAGUCUCUCAUCUGUCUCUGACGGAACCGUUUGUGGAGAACAAAGAUCAUUUCUCAAAAACAUAUCAAAAAAAUUGGUUCAGUUUAACGAGUUUGCACUGAACACCUCACAGAUUGUGCUCUUUCAAUUUGAUGAUGUUGUUCCAUUUCAGCCCUUUAUUUCUCUGUCUUUCUUAGAUGUUUUGAAUGUGGAAUUUUUAAAUAUUUUCUGGGAUUUUGUUUUUGUGUGUCAUUUCUCAUUUUUUUGUGUCGAAGAGAAUUGUGAUGUCAAUAAAUAUUUUUA